AUGUCCAACAACAAGCAACAAACACAGUCAUCGGAAGGGUCUUCCUUCAAUGAAGAAGAUAAUUACCUUGCGAGAAUACUCUUCAAAACUCUCUUUGCCUCUCUUUUUGAUUCCUUCGAUUGUAAUAAACAAAUUUUAGCAGCUGAAAAGGCGGCUGCUCAAGAUCCUUCCAACAAGCUCAAACACAACAUUCUCACUUCAUUAUAUAAUACUUGCAUGGGAAAUUUAGUAAAUAGAGAAUUCUAUGGCCCUCUGAAAACUUCAAAAUCAAUUCCGAAAUUUUACAAAGACUCCCCACAAACCAAUCAAAGUUUUGAUUUGGAUAUGCAACAACUCGACUUGAUAACAGAUGAAAUAUUAAAAACCAAUAAUGAAUCGGAAACAAAACAGAAAAUGAAUGAAUUAUUCGGUGGAGCUGACCCCAAUAAGUUAGAAGAGAGUUUGAAAGAAAAACCUUCACGUGCUGUGGGAUUCUUUCUGGCAAGAAAUCAUCAAGCAAUUUCAGUGAUGGGACAACGAAUUCAACAAUUAUUACAAAUUGAUCCUAAAACUUCACUUGAAAAAUGGUAUCAACUUUCUCAGUUCAGUCGGCAACAAUAUGGUUCAAAGCUUAGCUUUGAUAACAGCAAAGAUUCAAAGCCCAUUGUGCUAGAAAAGGAUUUGGCUCAAAAGUUGAACAACCUUAUUAGAAAGGAAUGUUUACCAGAAUAUCAAUUAGACAAAUGGAAUGAAGGGGAUGGUGCUGUGAAUGAGAUGUGCUUCAGUACUUGCGCUGCAUCUGUCAUGUGCUCCGAACAAAUUCAAAAAUGUUUUGACAAAUCUGAUGGUGUAGAGUUUUAUAAUUGCUUGGUCACAGAUCCUGAUUUAUUGGACUGCACCACAAAGGUAAUCAUGCCCAAUCUGGAGAUUCCAAAAAAGUAG
Naegleria lovaniensis is the source of this 921-nucleotide messenger RNA. RefSeq lists its product as uncharacterized. Bases 1 to 921 code for a protein of 306 amino acids. NCBI's taxonomy places the organism in Eukaryota, Heterolobosea, Eutetramitea, Acrasida, Naegleriidae. The transcript has a single exon. The record is from RefSeq and is a predicted model, not a curated record.